Vitis vinifera (wine grape) is the source of this 3344-nucleotide messenger RNA. RefSeq names its product disease resistance protein RPM1. The transcript has 2 exons. Lineage: Eukaryota; Viridiplantae; Streptophyta; Magnoliopsida; Vitales; Vitaceae. The record is from RefSeq and is a predicted model, not a curated record. Gene Ontology annotation, molecular function: protein binding. The coding region runs from base 1151 to 3208 and encodes 685 amino acids.
UGGUAAAGUUGGUUGAAAAAUGAAUAUACAAGGCAUUGAAUACUGGGGGCACAGAGGGGUGACUUUGACUAAUGAUCUAACUUGGGCAGGUUGGAAGCUUCGCAUGGGACGCACAAUUCCAUGUGGGAGAAGAUGUCCAUGAAGCAGAGGAUUAUAAAGGGGAUCAGAACCAGUUGACUGCUGAAUUCGGGGAGUGAAUUGGACCCUUAACCAGUUCCUGUCAUGAAAUUUUCUCUUCCACGGAUCAACACUCAGGUUUUUUUAUUGUUCCCGGCAAACUCACCAAACCAAGCGCCAGGAAUUUUAAGCUCAAUGGUGGGCUGCAGCUACAUUUUAAAGCUAAAUAGAAAAAUAAUUCAAACAUGCAUGUGGAAGGCGCUUCGAAUAGGUGAGCUUGAGCAAUGAAAGGACAGCCUCUUACUAUUGGACCAAAUGUGCUUUGUUGCUAUAACUGUGUUUAAUAUUGCGAAAAUGUACUACCCAAAGAGCCCUUUUUGGGUUUUAUUUUCUUCUAUAUUUUCUAAACAAAGCAUAUUUACAUGAUUUCCCAUACUUAUAUAUAUUUUUUCAAUAAAACAACUUUAAAAUAUUUAUUAUGGUUUCUUAGAAUUUUUUUUUAAUAUUUCCAUGAGUUUGGAUUCAUCCAUCGACAUUUUAUAAAAUACUCAUGAAUAUUUUUUUACAUAUUUAGAUAUAUCUAUAAAAUCAAGUUAUCAAUUUAUCUGUCAAAACCGAUAUUUUCACCCUUAUCCACCACCGCUAAAUAUUUUUGAGUCAAGUUGUAUAUAUAAAAUCCUGGAAUGGAAGAAUUGAGAUUUCCGGCACUUGCUAUUCGGUUGCUCCUGUUUUCUUUGUUAAAUUUUGUAUCAUAACUUGGUUCUCGGAAUUUCAGUUACAUUUGAUUUGAAAAUUAAUACUUUUUGCUUGAAAUUAGGCCCAAGGUCAUCCACACCAGGCAAGUUGGUACUUGAUACUUUCUUUUCAAUCUGCUCCAGUUGGUUGGGAAUUGAAUCUACAGAGCAAUAGAAACCCAGUACAUGCAAGGGUGAAUUUUGACUUGAGACCGAGGAAGAAGCAGUUUCCGAAUUAGUAGAAGAGAGAGAGAGCUCAACUGUUCUUUUCUUUUGGUUGGCGGCCGCAUUCUCAUGAAAUGGCUAAGUCUUUUGUGACAUUAUUCCAAUGGAGGCUGAACUCUGUUCUACUGCAAGAGAAUGAAAUUCUUUUGGCUGUGAAGGAUCAAAUCCUGUCACUCGUUAACAAACUUGAUGAGGUUGGAAGCUUUCUGGGACAUCCUGUUUUUUGGACGCUGCAUGCUCGUGAAAUGGCUGAGUCUUUUCUGAAACUAUUCGAACCAAAGCUGAAAAAGAAAGGAAAUGAUCAAAUGGUGUCACUCAUUAGGCAACUGGAUGAGGUUACCAGAGUUGCAGGAGAUGUGGAGAGAAUCAGGGCAUGCUGCCAAACUUGGGUGAGUGAGUUAAGGGUAAUGCUCCAUGAGGCAGAGGAUUACGUUGACAAUUUCAUAAUUAAGCUGUAUGGGCAUACCGGGCAGGAUCAGAAAGAGUCGAUUGCUGAAUUUGGAAGUGAACUUGAGAAUAUCAACACGCGAGUCUCACAAAUCAUGAACAGAAGGCCUCAACUUGGGGCCUCCCCUAUCUUAGAAGAGAUUCAACAAUUCCUCAGAUCAAGGUUUUCUUUUGAUGAAGAUGAUGAGGAAACUGCUCUGGCCUCUUGCAUGUUAAAUUACAUAAAUCUACCCUAUGACCUUAAACUCUCUUUGCUAUUCUGCCGUGCCUUUCCUGGUUACUAUCGAAAAACAAAAGGUGCAUUAGUUCGAGUUCUGGUAGCAGCAGGUUUAAUACAAGAAAAACCUGGAGAACUGAUGGAGGAAACAGCCCGGGAAAAUAUAGAAAAGUUGGUGGACCUAGGAAUGCUUGAAGAAGAUCAAUCUGAGUGGGAUUGUUUUAGAGUUCCGAGUCCAUACUAUGAGUUAUCUCUGAGUGUAACAGCUCGUCAUGUAUCAAUUCAUGACGCAGAAAACACCAUCACCAACAUGAACAGUCUCCUACAUUCACUGUUUGUUUCUGCAAAGGAUGGCCUUUCAAAGGCCAGCUCAGAUUGUUUGGAAACUGUGUUGUACAAUGCAAAACGUGUGCAAGUGUUGGACUUAGAAAAUACACAACUCAAGAGCUUGCCUGAUGAAGUAGGGAAAUCGGUGAACCUAAGGUAUCUGGGUGUGAGGCAUUCCGAAAUAAAUGAGCUUCCUGAGAGCAUCAGCAAUCUUCGGAACCUACAAACCUUGGAUAUCUCCUGGUCUGGGGAUGAAUUUGAGCUGUCAAAUGGAGUUUUGAAUCUUGCACAACUGAGGCACCUGAAGGUGUUCCGGCCUGUGAAUGAUGGUGAGGUUAGAGUUCCACGAGGUAUCUCAAGACUCAGAAACCUCCAGACUCUAGAAGGUAUAUACGCAGGUGGUGGCAUUGCCAAGGAGUUAGGCAACAUGACACAACUCAGAUCACUCGAAGUGAGAUGUCUUUCAGAUGAUCAUGCAGAUGAGCUAUAUGCUUCUGCCACAAAGUUAACUGGGCUUAGGAACUUGUCUCUUACUGUUGAGGGGAAUGGGAUUGCAUACGACUCCAGUGACUCAGAUGAUAAUGAAUAUUCAGUUUUCCCCUGCUUGGAGACAUUCUCACCUCCGCCACUACUUGAAACACUUGAGCUAGUAGGGUGUUUAACAGAGAUGCCUCUUUGGCUUGGCUCAAUGGAGAACCUCACCAAGUUAUAUCUGUGCUACUCUCAUCUUUCUGAGAACCCAACUACAAUUUUGCAAUUCCUUCCCAAUCUGAAAUAUCUUCUAAUGGGGGGUGCUUACAAAGGGAAGCGUAUGGAAAUAGAGUUUUUCAGAGCUGGAGGAUUCCCUAAAUUGGAGUAUCUCACCAUUGCUUCUGAUGAUCUAGUGGAAUGGACAGAAAUUGAAGAGGGGGCACUGCCUUCCUUAAAACAACUAAGAUUUUCCAACUGCACGAGACUGAUGGUUCUGCCUGAAGGACUGCAACAUGUAACCACACUCCAAAUAUUGGAUUUGUGGAAUGUGCACGAGGAUCUUAUUCGGCGGUUGAGCCCCAAUGGAGGUCCAGAGAAUUAUAAGAUCAAACACAUUCCAGUAGUAAAAUAUCUUGGGCAAAUGAUGUCGCGGGGGUUUUGGACCCAAUGACAAAUUUUAUGAGUUUUAUCAAGUUAUAAUGAUGUUCAAGAUUCAAUCUCAUGGAGAAGUGGCUUCAAAUAAGUAUUAAAAAUAAAUCUAAAUUGUGUAUGGUUAUCUUAACUAUAUUUGAAAAAUUCUUCUGCAA